This is a messenger RNA of Penicillium subrubescens, 2103 nucleotides long. Its product is annotated as acetoacetyl-CoA synthase. Gene Ontology annotation, biological process: lipid metabolic process. The transcript has 4 exons. The coding region runs from base 1 to 2103 and encodes 700 amino acids. Gene Ontology annotation, cellular component: cytosol. Lineage: Eukaryota; Fungi; Ascomycota; Eurotiomycetes; Eurotiales; Aspergillaceae. Gene Ontology annotation, molecular function: acetoacetate-CoA ligase activity. The record is from RefSeq and is a predicted model, not a curated record.
AUGUCUACUCAUUCAAGUGUACCGCGAAAGCUCUGGGAGCACCCUGAUCCCCAAUCAACUCAGAUGGCAGCGUUCAAGCGAACUCUCGAGAAAACAAAAGGCGUGACCCUACCAGACUAUCACUCAAUGUACCAAUGGUCCAUCCAAAACCGCAUCGCAUUCUGGGAGUUCUGCUGGAAGUACUUUCCCAUCAUCCACGAGGGGACAUAUGAUCGAGUUACCGACGAAAACGCUCGAAUUGACAGCAUUCCCGACUGGUUCCCUGGAGUGCGUCUCAAUUACGCGGAGAAUCUGCUCUUUACCGCUGCUACUCCAGGCGAAACACCAUCAACUCUGACGACAGUAGGGAAAGAAGAUAGCAAGAUCGCUGUGACUGAGGUUCGAGAGGGUGAUCAUGAGCCAACAGUUAACUUGACCUGGCGAGAACUACGACAACGCACUGGUCGACUAUCGCAAGCGAUGAAAGCUGCGGGUAUCCAGCGGGGCGAUCGAGUCGCGGUGGUUGCUAGUAACAGCAUUGAUACCUUGACGGUGCUUCUAGCAACAACGGCUCUCGGAGCUAUAUUUUCAUCCGCAUCCACAGAUACCGGUGUCAAGGGUAUUCUGGACCGUAUCCGGCAGAUCCAGCCUCGAUGGGUGUUCAUGGAUGAUUUCGCAGUUUAUAACGGCAAGACUGUUGAUCUUCGACCUAAGAUCGCACAGGUCGUGGAGGGUAUGGCUGUUAUCCCUGAGUUUCAAGGAAUCAUCUCUGUACCCCGGUUCAGAGAGCGACCGGCGGAUAUCUCGCAUAUUCCACGAACCCGUACCCAGGCCGAAUUCCUCGCUGGAGCUGCUUCCGACCAAUUGGAAUUUGUUCGCGUUCGGUUCCGGGAUCCCUUCUUGAUUGCAUUCUCAUCCGGGACGACUGGAGAGCCGAAAUGCAUUGUUCACUCUGUUGGGGGAGUCUUGAUGAACAGUAAUAAGGAGGGUCGUCUGAACAGAAGCAUGAACCCAAAUGCAAUCACUCUUCAAUAUACUACUACGGGAUGGAUCAUGUACAACUCUUGCGUCUCAGCUCUAGUCUUUGGUGCAAGGCCCAUUCUAUACGACGGCAGUCCUUUUCAACCCGAUCCGACAAUACUGGUGAAGCUCCUUGAGAAACACAAGGUUACCCACUUCGGUACAUCACCUCGCUGGAUGCACGAGAUGAGAAAGAACAAACUCAGUCCACGAAAGCUCGCCGACCUUCAUAGAUUACAGGGCGUCACCAGUACCGGCAUGGUCCUCUCCGAGUCACUAUUCGAAUGGUUCUACGAUGACGGUUUCGAGGCUCAUACUCUUCUCGCAAAUAUAUCAGGAGGCACAGACUUGGCUGCUUGCUUGGGCCUAGAAAAUCCCAUCUCGCCACUAUACGUUGGUGGAACCCAAGGUCCAAGUUUGGGAAUGCCCAUCGCUGCUUAUGAGCAAGUCGACGAAGAAGCUGGCCAAGCAAAGGGGUCUGAAGCUGCGCCAGGUGAGCCUGGCGAAAUCGUUGUGACUGCCCCAUUCCCAAGUAUGCCGGUCAAGUUUUGGAGUGAUGAGGGAGGGAAGAAGUAUUUCAAUGCAUACUUUGCACGCUACGACAAUGUCUGGACACAGGGCGACUUUAUCGCAAUUAAUCCUAAUUCACGACAAAUUCUUUUCCUUGGGCGAUCUGAUGGUGUCUUGAAUCCGUCUGGUGUCCGGUUUGGAUCUGCAGAGAUCUACAAUGUCAUCGACACUCAAUUCACCAAGGAAAUCGUUGAUUCAAUUUGCGUUGGACAACGUCGGCCUACAGAUUCAGACGAAUCCGUUAUCUUGUUUCUCCUCAUGCGCCCACGUUUCAAAGUCGAUCAGCAGUUGGUGACCCGCGUCAAGGAAGCGAUCCGAAAAUCGCUUAGUGCUCGCCAUGUCCCUAAGUACAUCUUUGAGACACCUGCUAUCCCGGUGACGGUUAACUUGAAAAAGGUUGAGCUUCCAGUAAAACAAAUAGUUUCCGGCAAAAAGAUCAAACCGUCCGGUACCCUUCUUAACCCGGAGAGCCUUGACUUCUACUAUCAAUUUGCGGAGGUCGAGAAGAUUGUUCCUCCUCAGGCGAAGCUGUAG